Alternaria atra is the source of this 3300-nucleotide messenger RNA. RefSeq lists its product as uncharacterized. NCBI's taxonomy places the organism in Eukaryota, Fungi, Ascomycota, Dothideomycetes, Pleosporales, Pleosporaceae. The coding region runs from base 1 to 3300 and encodes 1099 amino acids. The record is from RefSeq and is a predicted model, not a curated record. The transcript is spliced from 5 exons.
AUGUUGUCAUGGCAAAGACAAAGCCUUGCUUCCUUCCUACCUAUAUUGGGGUGCCUAACGUACCCAGCCUUCGGAGAGCCAGUGUGCGAAGCGUCUUCAUUCCAAGAGUUGGAGCUUCACGGCGGUCAGAUUCUCAACAUCACAACACAAAUACACACGAACCUAUCGUUCGAAGCUCCAGCUGAGCAGAACCAUUAUGCUAGUGCUGUGACCGACCUAAACGCUUGUGAAGUAACCAUUACAUACACGCAUCCUGGCUACAAUGACACCAUCAAUACCGUCAUUUGGUUGCCUUCCGCUGAGAAUUGGACUGGACGACUUCUAGGCGCUGGUGGUGGGGGGUGGUCUACAGGACCCGAAACCAACACCACGCUUCCAUGGGUGGCUAGCGAGGGAUUCGUUGCUAUCGCAACGGAUGGAGGCCACAUCGGCCAAGACAUAAGCUGGUCGCUCGUCAGUCCUGGCAACGUCAACUGGGUAUUGUUGGAAGAUCUCGCCUCGGUUGCUCUAGAUGACCUUGCGACGUUGGGAAAGGCGGUCGCGCAUUCUUACUACGGUAAAGCACCAAGCUACAGCUAUUGGAACGGUUGUUCUCAGGGCGGCAGACAAGGUUAUAUGAUGGCGCAGAGGUAUCCAGAUCAAUAUGAUGGUAUCUUGGCGACUGCUCCAGCCAUAUAUUGGAACGAGUUGAUGAUGCAACUCUUAUGGCCGCAGGUUGUCAUGAAUGAAAAUGGAUUCCCGUCCCCGCAGGAAUUUGAGGCUAUCAAUGUUGCUGCCACCGAAGCCUGCGAUGGUCUCGAUGGACUAAAGGAUGGCAUUAUCUCGUUACCCCAAGACUGCACUUUUGACCCAAUGACCGUCGUUGGCAAACAAUACAUUUGUCCAUCUACGAACCAGAGCAUGACAGUCACGACCACUUUAGCCACGGUAGCCAAGAUGAUAUGGCAGGGUGCUACGACCACCGAAGGCGAUUUCCUCUGGUACGCCGGCAACAUCGGUGCUUCUUUCGCUGGCCUCGCAUCAACAACGUGCAAGAACAAUAACACAUGCGUCGGUGUACCGUUUGCCGUACCCCAGACCUGGGUCACCGACUUUGUUCUGCUCGAUCGCGAAUACGACACCGCACGUCUUAACAUCACGUAUUUCGAGCAGCUCUUCCACGAAGCUGUGGACCGCUAUGACGCUGUUAUCGGUACGGGAAACCCUAACCUCGACGGAUUUCGCAAAGCGGGUGGCAAACUUCUCUCAUGGCAUGGGCUUGCUGAUCAGGCUAUCGCGCCUGAUGCGACUGCUCACUACGCGCAACAGGUACACAAGCGGGAUUCGAAUGCUAGCGAUUACUAUCGUUACUUCGAGGCGCCGGGCAUCGAUCAUUGCGGCGGUGGGCUGGGUUGGUAUCCCGGAGAUGGUCUUGAAGCCCUCGUUGACUGGGUAGAGAAGGGUGUUGCACCCGAGACACUCAAAGCAGAGACCACAACGGGUAGGAAGGCGGAACUUUGCUUAUGGCCAAAGCAUCUGGUAACCAUGGCAGAAGCCCUUGCAGUCCUUGGUGGAUUAGGCUCAAUCUUCAGUAUUGUGGACGGUAUUAGUAAGGUUAUCGGCAUUAUCAGCGAUCUCCGAGCCAAAUGGGACGAUGCAGAUCUCACUCUGCUCAGCUUGGCGUCUCAACUCACAGCCUUACGGGCCGCCUCAGCCAAGAUCCAAGAGUGGAUUGACCAGGACCUCCAGGACGCUCAUCAUCAGCUUAUCAUGGAUCUAGACGUUUCAGUUUCUUGCUACAGAUUGUUGAUAAGUAGAAUUGAAAGCUUUUUCACCGAUCUUGCGCAACUGACGGAGAAGCCACUGGAUCUUCGCAACAAGUUCAAGGUCGUCUUUGGUAGUGCCGGUCCAGAGAGCGUACAACGACUCCUUGAGCGUCAGGCGAGUGCGUUGACCCUUUUACUGGCUGCGUGCAAUUGUAAAACACUCUCUGAGCAGCAGAGACAUUUGGAAACGACGAAAAGCCGAAAGGUACUCAACCGAGCUAAAGCAGACUCGAUGUCUCUUUGCGUUCAACGAGAUACUGCUUCUCUUACCAGCAGGAUCACCGACAACCUGUCGAAGAUCUCUCGUGUCUUCGACUUCGAUUCGAACGUGUUCGCCACAAGAGUCUAUGAGCGCGCAUUCCGAGGUUCAAUUAAAGACAUCUUGAGGCGGCAACAACAACAACUUCCAAGUGAGAAAGUAGUUAUGUCGUCAGGGCUCUCUGGAGAUUUAUAUCUAUACGGGGAGGAUCAACUUGGCAUGGAAAAGCUCAUCAACAUCGUAGAGGACCAUACGCACUAUCCUAACCUCGAUCGGAUUCGGCGUCGGGCGAGUAUACAAAACGUCGCAUUGGACCUUAUCGUCAGUAUCGCCAAGCUUAUCACUGUUGACUGGAAACAAGAAGAGACCGCUAUUUUAUUUGCCUACUCUGGCCUACCUCCUCGCGCCGAAGGACGUCCGGCACGCGAUAAAGCUUUGGAAGCUUGCGCGCUAAUCUGGUGGAGUGCUUUACUAGUAACCCACGAGCCAGAAGCAGAAAACCCAGCAUACCCCAGAUAUAAUGUGUCUAAUCAUGAAAUGUUAUUCCAUGUUGAAAUCAUACUUGCCGGUGGAUUGAACAUAUAUUGCGGCAACGCUAAGGCAAGAGUAUUCAUGGAUCAUAUGGAACGAAUACUACCUGUACAUCAAACAGAACCCCAAUACGCCACACCCCUACUUUCAGACCGUCUUGCAGCAAGUUUGGGCACAGGCUUUCAUGGGAGGGUAGCCUAUCAGCUCCAGUUUUCACACUCAGCUUCGCCUAGGAUUGUUUCGGCUGUCGAGCUGGAUCAAUUGGCCUACAAAACUCUAGACAGCAAAACCACACUAGCUUUCGUGUUUGACCUCCAGGAUCAUAGCCACCGAGCUUUUACGCCAUUCCAUGAUCUCCUUGCCAGGAUCGAGUUAACUGAAUUGAUGUUGACCAAGGCCUCCAUCGAUCUACCUUUUCUCUUAGUCUUCAACAACUUGAACAAGUUCAAAGAGAAGAUAGCUACGCUAGCCUUUCCUAUAGCAUAUAGGCAUACCACCAAUAACGCAGAUGAAGUAUUAGCGUACAUCACGAAACGCAUCAAGAACACUCUGCAAGCGAACAGAUCCUACUUCUCGGUUCUGAACGAAGAGGGGGAACUAGAUCCGAUUGAGAUCUUCGCUCGUAUCUACCGAGCGGUAAAUGAGGUAGAUGAGUUGAUAGGACCGUCAGUUAUUACACGCAGAAGUGAAGAUGGUCAGAUUUAA